Molecule: messenger RNA, 1378 nt
Organism: Arachis stenosperma
Lineage: Eukaryota; Viridiplantae; Streptophyta; Magnoliopsida; Fabales; Fabaceae
Product: factor of DNA methylation 1-like
Exons: 7
Coding region: 87-1187 (366 amino acids)
Biological process (GO): gene silencing by siRNA-directed DNA methylation
Source: RefSeq, a predicted model, not a curated record
UCAAGUUUGUGAGUUGUGACACUUCCCAAGUCCCAACACAACCAAGUUUCAGUUUUCCUUUUUCAGGCACUCUGAAUUGUUUGCAAAUGAUGAAGAGUGAAAGUUGUGAAGAGACUCUGAUGAAGCUGAGAAAGAUAAUAGUGAGCCUUCAGAAUGAAAUUGACAAGAGGGAUCACAAGCUAUUCGAGAUGGAGUGUAAACAUAGUGACACACUUGAUUGUUUGCAAAAACUCAUCAUGAGGCUUACAGAAAAAAUUAAUUACAAAGAAAGAUGUCUGCUUGAAAUGGAAUGCAAGUACAAUGAAGCUUUGAGCAUGGUUGAGAAGUUGAAGAACGACAAAGAUGAGCCCCGUGAGGGAUGUUGCAAUGGUAUUCUAUAUUCUGAUUUACCACAGAUGAAGGACAUGGUUGUCGAUUCGAAUCAUAACAUGGAAUGUUUAAAGGAAGAGCAUGGGAAGAUUACCAAGCAAUUGGAGGAGAGUAAGGCCCUGAAUGAACUGCAGCAGAAGAAUUUUAUUGAGGAGAUUCAAAAGUUAAGAAGGGAGUUACACAAUCAGAGUGAUGUAGAAAGUGAUGAAGGAAGUGCUGGUAAUUUGAACACUGCAAUUACAACUUUUCAAAAUCAGUUGAAGGACAAAAUGGAAUAUUUGGAGCGUGUGGAAAACCUUAACAGUUUCCUGGUAGUUAAAGAGCAAGAGUAUAAGCAAGAACUACUUGAUGCUCGUAAAGAAUCUAUAAAUAGUUUACAAGACAUGUUCUGUAGUCGAUCUCAACUUGGAAUUAAAAGAUUGGGAGAAUUAGAUCCGAAACCUUUUCGAGAUUCGUGCUCGCAGAAGUACUCAAAUGAACCAUGGCAAGAGAUAUCCGCCAUGCUAUGUUCAUCAUGGGAGGACAAUCUGAAGAAUUCAGCUUGGCAUCCUUUCAAAAUAACCGAGGUCAAUGGUGUUUUACAGAAGAUAAUAGAUGAAAAUGAUGAAAAGCUGAAAUUGCUGAGAGAUGAGCACGGUGAAGUGGUAUACAAGGCUGUAACAGAUGCAUUGAUGGAAAUAGAAGAAUACAAUUCCAGUGGAAGAUACACUGUGCCAGAAAUUUGGAACUGGAAGGAGGGAAGGAGAGCCACACUGAAAGAAAUUAUCCAAUACAUUAUCAGGCAAUUGAAGGCUCACAAGCGCAAAAGGAAGGUCUGAUCUUGUAACUAAGAGCAUCAGAAGCUAUAUAUUUGUGGAGGAAAAAUGUAUGAAGUGCCUAGAGGAUCAUAAGAAUCUUCAUUUCUCAAAUGUAGCAGUGAUGCAUAUCCUCUCAAAAGAGACCAUUACUAGCACUAGCAGCACAUACUUCAGCAGAACUGCUACAUAAGUAGGUGUACAAAAUACAUGUA